Molecule: messenger RNA, 3199 nt
Organism: Oryzias latipes (Japanese medaka)
Lineage: Eukaryota; Metazoa; Chordata; Actinopteri; Beloniformes; Adrianichthyidae
Gene: znf366
Product: zinc finger protein 366
Biological process (GO): regulation of transcription by RNA polymerase II
Cellular component (GO): nucleus
Molecular function (GO): sequence-specific DNA binding; DNA-binding transcription factor activity, RNA polymerase II-specific
Source: RefSeq, a predicted model, not a curated record
GAUUGUUCCUGUUCUCUUUCUUAAGUCACUUCAAAUGCUAUCCGUGGAUGGGCGGCUCAUUGUCAGGAGAGCUGCAGUGCAAGCAGGAGGAAGAGAACAGAAGUUCAGGUACAGCAGCAGCAGCAGCAGCACUUCAGCCACAGCAUCACAGAAAACUCACUCUGCUGACAGAAAAUGGAAAGUGAUGCUGCGAGCUCCUCUUCAGGAGGAAGUCCUCCCCCCAGACAUGAGCUGAGACAAGCAGUUUCUCAGCACAGUUUCUAUCUAAACACGAGCCCACUUUAUUUCAAACCCCCCAGAUUCCCCCCACCCAGUUACCACAGCGUAUCGCUCACUGGAGAGCCCUACAGCGCUUUCAGUCCACCUGCUUUCUAUCCCAUGUUUGGUUCUGGUUACACACAAAAAGAGGAACCUCAAAAACGGAAAAUAACUUCUCCCACUGUGGACUCCCAGGAGCAUGAAUCUUCUGACAAAGAGGCAGAAGAGGCAGAAGAUAGCAGCAAAAGGAAGACAGUGGGCCUCCCCCACAUGGGUGUCACUUUAGCACCACAUUUGAUGUCCUCCACACCUUCGAAACCCAUCCCUGGGAUGAUUGACCUCAGCCGACUGCAGCUUCAUCACAGGUUACCAGGUGUUAAUGUACCUGUGCAGGUGAAGCAAGAGCCUCUUAGCCCUUCACUUGCUUGGCAUCCUUCUCCUCUGCUUCUCCGGCCCCCUUACUACUCAGCGCUCUCCCACAACCUUCUCCCAUAUCCCUACUUCAUGCCCGGGCCUUUCAUGCACCUCCCCUCUGCCGCUUUCUACGCUAAAGAGGAGCUCCGUUCCAAUCAGGUCACUGGGGAGAGAGCUCCCCGAAAUGAAAUGAGCAGCACAGAGAAGCUGGGCCUCAGUGUCCACGUGGAUGACAGCUACUACGUGGACGUCGGUGGGGAUCAGAAGCGGUGGAAGUGUCGGAUGUGCGAGAAGUCUUACACCUCUAAGUACAACCUGGUUACACAUAUCUUGGGUCACAAUGGCAUCAAGCCACAUGGGUGUCAUCUCUGUGGAAAGCUGUUCAAGCAGCUGAGCCACCUGCACACACACCUGCUCACACAUCAGGGCAUGAGGCCCCACAAGUGUCAGGUGUGCCACAAAGCCUUUACCCAGACCAGCCACCUGAAGAGACACAUGAUGCAACACAGUGAUGUGAAGCCGUACAGCUGCAGCGUUUGUGGAAGAGGCUUUGCAUAUCCCAGCGAGCUUCGUGCACAUGAGCUGAAGCAUGAAAAAGGGCAGGAGAAUGUGUGCGUGGAGUGUGGACUGGACUUCCCCACGCUGGCCCAGCUGAAGAGGCACCUCACCGUGCAUCGUGGUCCCACUUUGUACAGGUGCACUGAGUGCCAAAAGACUUUCCAGUAUCCGAGUCAGCUUCAGAACCACAUGAUGAAACACAAAGACAUCAGACCUUACAUCUGCAGUGAGUGUGGAAUGGAGUUCAUCCAGUCACACCACCUCAAACAGCACACUCUCACUCACAAGGGAGUGAAGGAGCACAAGUGUCGCAUCUGCGGUCGGGAGUUCACCCUGCUGGCCAACAUGAAGCGCCACGUCCUGAUCCAUACCAACAUACGGGCCUACCAGUGCCACAUGUGCUUCAAGAGUUUUGUCCAAAAGCAAACUCUCAAGGCUCACAUGAUCGUGCACUCGGACAUCAAGCCUUACAAGUGCAAGCUUUGUGGCAAAGAAUUUAACAGAAUGCACAACCUGAUGGGCCACAUGCACCUUCACUCAGACAGCAAGCCCUUCAAGUGUCUGUACUGUCCCAGCAAGUUCACUCUGAAGGGAAACCUCACCAGACACAUGAAGGUCAAACAUGGGGUCAUGGACAGAGGGUUGGAUGAGAGAUUGUUUCAGCAGAGAGGAGGUCUGUGCCUCUCCGGUUCAAUGGGGCUCCUCUCUCACUUCAGCCAAGAGGAGCCCUUUGACCUCUCGCAGAAGCCCGGCCUCCGCCUCUCCCAGUCUGAUGGUGAGAGUGUCCCUGGAAGCUCUUGCCAGGAGGAGGAGGAUGAGGAGAGUUUGUACAGAAGAAGUCAGUACAGCCCUGAGGUGGACCAGCAGGAGCCUGCAAGUCAGGAGCAGUACGUCUCUGAGCUGGAGGAGAAACAACACGAAUGUCCAGAUGAACUGAGGUCGAUGCAGGAGCAAGAAAAGUCUGAGAAAAGUUUAAGAGAUGAGAAAAUAGAGGAAGAGAGAAAAGUAGAUGUAGAAUCCACUGGUAGCCAGGUGGAACUGGUGCCACCAGCUGAGCUGUGUGAUCCUAAUGUGGACGGAGAAAAGCAAAAACAAAACAGCAAAACAGCUCGUGUACUAAGAUGUGUGUCCAUUUCAGAAGAUUCUAAGCAAGAUCAGGCAGAGCAAAGGAAACUGCAGGCAGAAGAUGUUGAUUCAGAUUGCGAGUAGACCACUUCUUGACGCAAGUGAAGUUAAAAGAAUGGGAGAAGUUUAGAUGAACCCAUAAGAACCCACGCUGUCAUCAGUGUGACAGAAAAAUAUCAGAAAUUCAUUCUGUGGUCCACUUAGUUUGUGGUAAAAUACACAUCAUUUUGGUCUAGGUACUUAUGGGUUAAGUCACAGAAAAAGAGUUUAUUGAGAUUGUUUUAAAACAAGAAAAUAAAGGUGAUGUUUCAGUACAUACAGGUCAAAAUUUUUGAAAAAACAUUUUUAAAAAGUUUGUGUAGCACCAGGAUAUUCUAUAAAACAAAUUGCUGUGAAACAUUUUACUUUUAAAACGUGUCAUGCACUGAUAAAAAUGCCAAAUUGUGAUUAUUAUGCAGUAUUUUGUAAAUAUUAGUCAAAAAUGUAUUUAAAGCUUUAGAUAUUUUUGUACUUUCUUUUACAGUGUUGACGCAAAUGUGUUUUAACUUCCUUUAAUCUUUGAUUCUAAAAAAUGAAAAAGUAUUAUUAAUCAGGUGAUUGAUUGCACGUGAUUUUGAGGUGACUUCCUUUAUCAUUAUUUUGUGAGAGUUGAAAACUGUGAACAUUUAAUUUACAAAAUAACAAAAAAGUCUUUAACAAAUAAACUGUGAUUUUUGGUGUUUUACUUCAGAAGUAUAAAUCGAUGUUGUUUUGUUUAUUUUUUAAAGGAUAAAGUGUGUCUUUUCUUGUAUGGCUACAUAUUGAUUAUAAUUCUUUUUAACAAAAAUAAAAGCUUGAACCUGCA